Molecule: messenger RNA, 531 nt
Organism: Hyaena hyaena (striped hyena)
Lineage: Eukaryota; Metazoa; Chordata; Mammalia; Carnivora; Hyaenidae
Product: protein WFDC11-like
Exons: 4
Coding region: 1-447 (148 amino acids)
Source: RefSeq, a predicted model, not a curated record
AUGGCUUCCCCCACACCUAGAAACCUGAAACUGGGGAAGAGAGUGGACGGUUUCCUCUUCUCCUACAGCUGGCUAAAUGCCAUUUUGGAGAUGGAGGAGGGAGAAGAGGUGAGGAGCAGCAACUGGAAAGGGGAAAACAUCCUGGCAGUAUAUAUUCAGACACAUACGGUCAGCAUCAUGAAGCUCUGGACACCUCAACUCAUGAUAUUCCUCUGUAUGGUGCUACUGUCUGUGCUGGGAGGGAUGAAAAAAAAACACAGCUGGGAUGAAACGUUAAUUGAGGAGUGCUGGGGAGAUCCAACUGUUGUUGAAUGUACCAAGAAGUGUUCUAGAACCUUUAAAUGUGUAGACAAAAAUCACACAUGCUGCUGGACUUAUUGUGGAAACAUCUGCUGGAAAAAUAAAGUGAGUUGGGAGGAAAUCUUUGAAAGACGUCUGAAACCCUAAUCUCCAAGCUGGACACCAGUCUGUUCUCACUGAGGGCUGGGCAGGAGCACAGCCUUGACAAAUAAACUCAUUUAUCAACAGUGA